Molecule: messenger RNA, 6192 nt
Organism: Scatophagus argus
Lineage: Eukaryota; Metazoa; Chordata; Actinopteri; Scatophagidae
Gene: nisch
Product: nischarin
Exons: 28
Coding region: 192-4715 (1507 amino acids)
Cellular component (GO): cytoplasm
Molecular function (GO): phosphatidylinositol binding; protein kinase binding
Source: RefSeq, a predicted model, not a curated record
GAAGAAGUCAGCUGCUUCGUUUGGCAUCACAACAAACAUGGCGUCAGGAGGCGGCUAACGGAGAGGAAGCGCUGGGAAUCACCUAUAUCAUCAACAGCCGUUAUAAUCGAAAGGGGUUUUUUUUUGGGAAAAAAAACAAACAAAAAACCCCAACUUAAUAACGUAUAAGAUUUGACCGUGCUGAUCUCAAGAUGGAGCCCGCCCCAUUUCCAGAGGAGGUUUCGGAAAGGAAAGUGUGCAUUGUCGGGUCGGAGCUGGUGGAAAACUACACUGUCUAUAUCAUCGAGGUGACAGAUGGAGAGCACAAGUGGACUGUGAAACACCGCUACAGUGACUUCCAUGACCUCCAUGAGAAGCUGACCGUAGAGAAGAAAGUGGACCGACGGCUGCUUCCCCCGAAGAAGAUGCUGGGGAAGAAUUCGAAAAGUCUGGUGGAGCGGCGGCAGAAAGAACUGGAACUCUACCUGCAGACGCUGCUGCUGCAGUUCCCGCAGGCCACGCCCACUCCGUUGUCCUACUUCUUGCACUUUCACCUCUACGAGAUCAACGGCAUCACGGCGGCGCUGGCUGAGGAGUUGUUCCAUAAAGGUGAGCAGUUGCUGCAGGCUGGCGAGGUGUUUACUCUUCGUCCCCUGCAGCUUUAUUCCGUCUCCCAGCAGCUCCGCCUGGCCAAACCGACCUGCUGUAACGGGGAUGCCAAAACCGACCUGGGACACAUCCUCGACUUCACCUGCAGGCUACGAUACCUUAAGAUGUCUGGUACCAGAGGUCCAGUAGGAAGCAGUAACAUCCAAGAGAGCAGCCUCCCCUUUGACCUGUCUGUGUUCAAAUCACUGCUGCAGAUGGAGAUCAGUGAAUGCCGCUCUCAGCAGAUUCAAGGCCUGUCAUCUCUGAGGUCGAGUCUGGCAACUCUGAGUAUCCACCGCUCCACGGAAACUAUGAUGUCGAUCCUGGUCCCAGAGGCAAGCGAGUUCUCACAGUGGGAGGCUGAAGGGGCGGAGUCUGGCUGUCCUGUCACGGCUGUCAUUCCUGUGUGGACAAACCUCACCACCUUGGACAUGAGCCACAACUGCAUUAGCACCAUCGACAACUCAGUGAAACUGAUUCCGAAGGUGGAGUUUCUGGAUCUGAGCUACAACCAGCUGUCCACAGUGGAAAACCUGCAGCACCUGUACAAUCUGGUCCAUGUGGAUCUGUCCUAUAACAACCUGCGGGUCCUGGAAGCUGCUCACACACGUCUGGGCAACAUUAAAACCCUGAACCUGGCCGGCAACCAGCUGGACCAACUGAGUGGCCUCACCAAGCUCUACUCUCUGGUCAACCUGGACCUUAGCCACAACCAGCUGGCUCGGUUGGAGGAGAUCAGGAACAUCGGCUCUCUGCCCUGUCUGGAGAAACUCAAUCUGUCCAGUAACCCCAUGUGCAUCAUCCCAGACUACAGAACCAAAGUCCUGGCCCAGUUUGGAGACCGUGCAGCAGAGGUUUGUCUGGACUGUAAAGUGACAACAGAGAAGGAGCUGGACACAGUGGAAGUGCUGAAAGCCAUUCAGAAAGCCAAAGAAGUCAAAGAUAGGAUGAGCGGCAGUGACAAGAAGAUCAGUGAGGAGACCAGGUUGUCUGCUGCUGCACCUCCUCACCUCUCCUCCUCCAUCCCCCCCUCCCCCUCAUCCUCCUGCUGCUCCUCCUCUGCUGUUGCUCCUCCAGCUGUCACCUCCACCUCUUCUUCUUCUUCUUCUUCCUCUUCCUCUUCCUCUUCUUGCCCGGCCCAGCAGGCUGCCUGCCCCAGCCAAGAAGUGAUGAGCAGAGAAGAAGCUACUGUUCCCCUCAGUGUCCUCCCUCCUGUGGACACUGCACCUCCCCCUGCAAGCUUUAAUACCAAUACACUGUCUGCUGACCCCACCCAGGUGCAACAACCUGUUAUCAGUCUGUCUGAACACACACACUACAGAGCUUCCACAAGUAAUACUGCUCUCACUCCAACUAUUUCUCAAUGCUGUGUCUGCUCCACUUCCUCCUCCAGACUAGUUGAAAUCACUUGCUUCUCCUGCAGUACAGCCUGGUGUCCUUUACUUCCUGCUCACCUGCUUUCCCUCUCCUCCUUAAACAAAGACUUCAUUAUUCAACUCUCCCAUCUUCUCAUCUCCACCCUGAAGGAGCAGAUGGGAAAGACACAGGAAGAGGAUGAGAAAGAGGAGGAGAGGGAGGAAGAGAAGAUAUUGGAAUUCCGAGAGGUUCAGUCCCCUGUGGAGGGCACUGAGGUGGGAAGUCCCAGUCCAGGAUCCAGGGACGGAUACUUUGAGAUGGGUCUGGAUGACUCCGUUGAGGAUUCGGUCUGCUCUUCCUUUACUUUGCUGGCUGUUCCUCCUGUAGAGGAGCCCAGUGGUGAACAGGGGGAGCUGUGUGAAGAGGAGAAGGAGGUGGUGGUCAGCAGAGUUCUGUGGUGCUACUGCCUUCAGGUGAAGGAGGAGGUGGAGCAGAAGGAAGCGUGUCUGGUGCUGAUGGACCGGAUGUUUGGCCUGAUGUACCUAUCACGUGAUUUCACAUGGACCAAUCAGGACACAGACUGGAAGCAGAGUCCUCCUGUCGAGAAGGUGCUGUCAAGCCUACAAGUGGGUCUCCUGGUGCCAUACUCCCAGCUCCUGUUCUCCUCCCAAGGCGAGCUCCCUGACUCCUGCCUAGCCCUUGGUCUCCAAAGCAGUUCAACUCGGUGGUACAUCUUCUCCAGCGUGGAGGAGCUCAGGCAGACCAGGACCGAGCUGCGUUUGCUGAUCCAGGCAGCAGGGUCUCAGACUGACACAGAGCCCCCCAGCCCUCCUCAGCUCUUCCCCAGCUCACUCAUCAACUCCUGGGAACUGGAGGAGAGUCAGGGAGCCAAGGGAGGCUACCCUGUCCAUCUCCUCCCUUCCCUCACCUCCUCCUCCUCCUCUUCCCCAGACGUCCACCCCCUCCUGUCAGACAUCUUGCCAAAACGAGAGAACCCCAGCCUCCCUUCCCUCCUCUUUCUCACACACAGGCACCUCUGGGUGUUGAAAAUAGACUUCAAAGAGCUGGCAAAACAAGAGAAGAAGAGCGCUGACCUUCUUCACUCCUCCUCCUCCUCCUCCUCCUGGUGCAGGCUGGUCCGUGUGCCCCUCGGCUCUGUGGUGCUUCACCCCUCAGAGAGAGCUUCUCAAGUUGAGAAGACGAGCAGUAACGCCUCCUGUCCUGACCCAAAACACCACUGCAGGAGAAGUCACAGUUUGGAGCUACUGCUUUGUGGCCAGAGGCUGCUGCUGCUCUUCCCUCUGGCCCAGGACAGGAGCUCCUUCCUCUUGGAGCUGAGUCAGCAGAGAGCCUCUCUGGAGGGGCUGAAGAUGGUUGCCCUGCCCUGUCCACAUCAAGGUGAAGGCCAUCACAGAUCCAGACACCAGUGCUGUUGUAGCAGUACCAGGAAAAUGCACCAUGGCAGCAGCUGGGACUCCUCCCGCCUCCAGAUUGAGGAACACCAGCCAUCCUCUCACCUCACCCCAGGUCUCUCCCCAGGACUGAAGCUCCUGGCUGGUCUCAGAGGACAGCAACUACUAGAUUACUUCCACGCAUAUAUAGCGAUGUCUGAGGAGGAGGAGGUGAGACAGGUCUUGUGGCAGUCUGUGGUUCUCUACAAAUCUCCAGAGUCUGAGCUCACCUGCUGUCUGUUGCUCUCCACUGAUACCCUCUACUUCCUGCUGGAAGACUCUGCCUCCACACUCGGUCAUCACACAGUGUUGGACAUGAUGGACUCGGGAGAUCCAGACAUCAGUCUGUGCUGCUGUCUGUCCAUCAGACUGUCUGAGCUGCUGUCUGUCAAUGUGGGGCUGUUCGACCAGUACUUCAGAUUCGUUGGUCAUUCGGCUGAUCACAUCGUGUGCUGUCUCAGCAGGGACAGUUAUGGGACAGGUGUCUUUCUUCAGGAGCUGAUGUCUGUUCUCAGUCUGCAGCAGCAACUUCCUCCUCCAGAGCCAGAAGAUCAGGACUUCUAUUCUCAGUUCACCAACACAAACACAGGGAAGAUGCAGAACUAUGAGCUGGUCCACAGCAGCAGGGUGAAGUUUAUUUAUCCCAGUGAAGAAGAGAUGGGAGACCUGACUUUCAUUGUGGCAGAGAGGAAGAUUCCAGCCAGUGCAGCAUCCUCGUCCUCACGCUCCUUCAAUGUGCUGCUGUACCUGCUGGUCUUCCAGGUCCAGAUCCCCAGCAGUGUGCCCAGCCAAGGCUCUGCUGUCUCAGGCCAUUCGCCCUGUGUUUCUGGCUCCACCCCAUCCCCCGUACUUCAGCCCAGGACUUUGAUCCUGACCAGCACUGAUGUGUUCCUAUUGGACGAAGACUAUGUGAGCUAUCCUCUGCCUGAUUUUGCCAAAGAACCUCCUUCCAGGGAGCGGUACCAGCUGCGUGAGGCUCGAAGGAUUCGGGACCUGGACCGGGUCCUGCUGGGGUACCAGACGUACCCUCAGGCUCUGACCCUGGUCUUUGAUGACCUGCCUGGGCCCGACCUGCUCUGCCAUCUCACCAUGGACCACUUUGCUGCUGGAGCAGAGGAGGCCACACCCAGAGGGGGUGGAGCCAGUGGGGGAGCAGAGGGCGAGGUCCAGUGGUGUGUCUUCGUCCCAGGGGCUGACAGUAGAGAGAGGCUGAUCUCACUCCUUGCUCGCCAGUGGGAGGCGCUGUGCAGCCGGGAGCUACCUGUUGAACUCACAGGCUGAUUGGUCAGCAAGGAUGACAGACAGAUGGGUGACUGUUCAGCACAUAUUUGCUCACUGGACUCGGUGUAUGACCUGGGUAAUUUACACAUGGAUUCAGGGAUUGACUGACUGCUUAAAGGCCUCAGUGUGCUUCAAACGAAGUAGGUUGUACAACAUGUUGUCUAUGGCGAAAGGCAAAACUUUUCCAGUUUCUCUGAAGGGUCACAAAGAGGGAGGACGUGAUUAUUUAGUUUCACUCUUUCACACAGUGAAAAACAGAGAGAGCCAAAGAGGGUGAACACAGUUACCUGCACACUGUAGGGCAGUGUUUCUCCCUGUUCUGUAUGCAGGUGCAGUGAAAAGCCUGCUGUCACUCUGUAAAAUGGUUUGUUUUGGAAAGUAACAAAAUAAAUUGUCAGCACCCCAAGUUAGACAUCCAUCAAGCACGUUUCAAGCACACUGGGGCCUUUAGUCUUACUUUUUGCAGACUGUAAGGGAGGCAGCUCUGGCCAUGCACAGAAAUAAAACUGCGAGUUAUUAGGACUUCGUUAACACCAGACUGCCAUUACAGACAAUGACCUCAGAGAUGGAGCUGAACUUUCUGGCCCAACCUCACUUUUCUUGCAAGCAGAUGUAUUUAUUUGGUGGACGUUGACAGACUGAUAGACAGACUGGUGUUGCACAGCAGGGGGCAGUGCAGAUAGUCCACAGGAGUUCUACUAGAUUUUAAUCAACAUUAGCUUAAAGGAACAAACACGUCAUUUCUGGUAAAUCCUCUUGUUCUCUGCCAUCUUCAGAGUCAGAUUCAAAUAUGUGUAUCAGUUUGAUCUCUGUGCUAAAAUACGGUAGGUCACAAUGUGUUAGCCUAGCUUAGCGCAAAUACUGGAAGCAGGUGGAAACUGGUAGCCUAGGUGCAUUAAAAACAGAAAAAAAUCCAUUCCAACAACCCCAAAGCUGUUUGAUUUACUGGUAGUCAUUUAAAUUAACUUUAAGACCAAAAAUCACUUUUAUAUCACUUUUUUUUUCUUUUACAUUAUGACUGAAGUGACAAGAGGAUUUCCCAAAAUGUUGGGCUGUUGUUUUAAGUAGCACACACAUGCUCGCACACACUGCUGCUCAGCACAGUUUGCUCUCUAAUUAUUUUAUUCCUUGCACAUUGUAAUUAAUUAAACAGUAUUACUGAACUAUAUAUUGUUGUUAAUAUUGUAUUAAUAUUAUUGUUCCUUCGGGACAGAUGGAUGUUUUCCAUCCUGAAGCAGAUUUUGUACUAAAUAUGAUGCUCAUGAUGAUCUCUGAAUUGUCAUCUUAAGUAUCAUUGAGUAUUAUUUUUUAUAUUUUCUUUGUUUUUUUAUUGUACGUUAUAUUUUUUGUAUAUUAUCAACAAAUGUGAAGUCAACCAGUAAUGCCCCCCAACACCACCACCCUACAUUGUUGAUUAUGUCAUAUUGUUGUCUUGUCAAAGGGGAAUGCCACUGAAUAAAAAUGAAAAUGAAAACGA